AUGAAGCUCUUCGUUGCCAGCUUAGCUGCACUUGUUGCGCCGGGCCUCUCUGCCCAGGCGCUGAAAAACAUAGCAAGGUCCGAUCAACAAUUGCCAGGCGGUUACAUCUUUGAAUUUGACAAUGUCAAUGCCAAGACAGCCUUCUUGAGCAGCAUUGCAGGGCUCGCUGAUGUCCAUAUGGAUAUGUCAUAUGGACUCUUUAACGGCCUCUCCAUACAGAUGCGCGAUACAAGUGCAUCAAAUACGGCUUUGGCCAAGCUGCGCUCUAUGCCUGGCGUGGUAAACAUCUGGCCCAUUGUCACCAUGGCCGCUCCUGGGGCAGAAUCGCAAGACUCAGAGGCCACCAAGCCUAGCAAACAAGAGGCUGCUGCGAGCGCUGCCGCCAGUGCUUCCGCAUCGGCAGAUGCUGAUUCGGAUAAGAAGCCCGCAGCAUAUAAUCCUCAUGUCAUGACUCAAGUUGACAAGUUGCACGCAAAGGGUCUCAAAGGCAAAGGUGAAAAGAUUGCCAUCAUUGAUACAGGUAUUGACUACACACAUCCCGCUCUCGGCGGCUGCUUUGGUAAAGGUUGUCACGUUGUCGGUGGCUACGAUCUUGUGGGUGACGCAUUCAGUACCAGCAAGCCACCCAAGCCUGACAACGAUCCCAUGGAUCAGAAUGGCUUCGGCACACGCAUGGCUGGUGUGGUUGCGGCGCAAAAGAACCGCAUUCAAGGCUUUAUUGGUGUCGCCCCAGAUGCUGAGCUGCUGGCUUACAAGAUCACUGGCAUUCUGAGAGAAUCCCGGUCCGAUAUCGUCCUCGCUGCACUCCAUCGUGCCUACGACGACGGCGCCACCAUCAUCAUCUGCAGCUACAGUGUUCUCGGCGGAUGGCCUGAGAUAGCUACGGCCGCUGCAGCAUCGCAGAUUGUUGCCAAGGGCGUGCCGGUCAUUGCAGCGUCAGGGCAGACUAUCAAUACUGCAACACUCUUUGAAAUCGGCGACGUCGCUUCGGGCAAAGGCGUCACGGCAGUGACAAGCUUCGACAACAACCAAAAGUACAAAUUCCUGUUUGGAUCGACAUUUACAGUUGACAAUCAACCCAAGCCUGCCUCGUUCAACUACGGUCUAUCGCAGUCUGCGCUUGACUUCACUCGAGGCGACCCAAUCCAGCUCCCUCUGUAUGCAACAACCCUCCAGCCUGAUGUAUACGAUGAUGCCUGCAAUCCUUUACCCGACAGUACUCCCGACUUGGCAGACAAAUUUGUCCUUAUUCGAGAGGGCGGCUGCUUCUUCCGUCAAAAGGUUGAGAAUUGCUACCGAAAGAAUGCCAAAUACUUUAUCAUUGCCCAGACCCGUGAUGGUCCGAUUUCUAGUGACGACGACACGGGCUAUGUCAACGCCGUAGUGACAAAGGAUAUUGGCCAAAAAUGGGUUGAUCUUCUCAAGGCUGGUAAAAAUGUCACGGUUCGCCUCGAAUCUCCUCGUACAGCCAAUGUUAGCCUCGACCCUAGCCCCAACGACCAAACUGGUGGCUCCGCCAUUGGCGGCUCAUGGGGCCCAACGGUUGAAUUGGAUCUAAAGCCUCAGUUUGGUGCUCCUGGAGGAUGGAUUGUCUCCACGACACCAGGCGGCCAGUACUCCAUCUUGUUUGACCACUACUACUCCGAGGGCUUCGUCGGACAGGCAGCAUCCUAUGCGGCGGGCGUGUUUGCCUUGGUGCGCCAGGCAACGGGUAUUAAGAACCCCAGGCGGAUUGAGAAUAUGUUGUCGUCCACUGCGAAAGCCCAGACCUUCCUGGACUUCUACAACCGCACACAGCCGUUCCUCGCGCCAGUCCCCCAGCAAGGUGCAGGCCUAAUUCAAGCUUACGAUGCCAUCUAUUCAAAACUAGCGAUUGAGCCCACCAGCAUCUCGUUCAAUGACUCUGACCAUACAGCGACAAAGACCAAGAUUACUCUCACCAACAAGGGCGACAAACCGGUGACGUACAAGCUCGGUACAGUCAGCACCAAGUCCGUCUAUGUCGUGUAUGAGGAUGAGCCAAAUGUGCCGUAUCCACCUCCUUUCCCUGAUACAACCUCCAGCUUGACUUUUGGUCAAUCAGAAGUCAAGCUUGGUCCUGGCGAGUCAAAAGACGUCUCUAUUCGCGCAACCGAAGGCAAGUUUGACAAACGCUAUCGCCUACCCGUGUGGUCUGGUUGGAUCACCAUCAACGGCACGGACGCAUCGUCUGCAACAGUACCGUAUAUUGGCAUGGCAGGCUCGCUCCACAAGACUGCCAUCUAUGCCGCCAAUGAGACUAUUGUUAUCCAGCAGAGGCGUACCGUAUUCAAGGAAAACGACACGAUAUCAUUCCCCAACGACUCUCAUUACAAGUACUACGUACGCUGGGGCUCUCAACUACCAUCGCCCAAGGUGGAGUUGGAUCUGUUAUCGGCUGAUACUGGUGCUUUGAUUGGCGCUAUGCCCGGAUAUCCUGCAAAGUUCACUCCUAUUGGUGGCGAUGAUUAUCCUUUUCUGAACGCUACCACAGCAGACGGUAAAGCGGUGCCUGCUGGUCGAUACAAGUUCCGCGUACGUUCUCUGCGCGUAUUUGGGCGGGAGGAUAAGAAGGAAGACUGGGAUAUACUAUAUGGCUAUCCAUUUUACAUUGCGUAUGAUACUGGUACUAGCAAUUAGCGCUGGUAUUGGAAGAGUCUAUUCAAUUCUGCUUCGUCAUUCUAGUGGUAGACAUUGAUACUAAGUAUCUGGUGGAGUGUUUUAAACAUGUAGUUGUUAUUAGUUCAUAUUACCGAGAUGAUAUAUUCCCGCUUCUGACUAAUAAAUAUCUCCCCAAGUACCUAACCCAAGAAAUCGUCUGUUAUUAGAUGGGACAUAUUGUAACGACGUCGCUUGCACAACGUAGGGAUGUUCCAGCCAUUCUAGACUCUUUUUAUUUGUAUUCUAACCGUUUUCCGUAAUACUAAUCGCCCAACUGUUGGGCAAUGGGCUGUUUUUGUACCAAGACGAGAGGUGGGUUUUGCCCGUAACGAUGACGAAAGGCGGAAUCACGUAGCCAUCUGCGCUGAUACAUUCAAUCAAAGUCGCCUAUUGUUUAUUUCCUUGUUGUGCUUUGCGGCUUUCUUGAGAUCUUUCUGAGCUUGUUACGACUAUUUUUUGAUGAAAUCACGCCUAUUGCAAAGCUAGUCUCGUUAAAGUUGUAAAUAUGCGCUUUGUGUAUGCCAUUUUUCGCGAUUGUAUUCUUCACAAGCUUGAACCAGGCUCGAUAUUUAUCUGGAUCUUUGUACUAGACUCUUUGAUAGUCGAUUUGACGUGAUAAACACGUACUAACUUCGGGGUGUCGUUUAAUAAAGCUUGUAAUCUAGUUUCUUCUAACUGGAAUGUCGUG
This is a messenger RNA of [Torrubiella] hemipterigena, 3367 nucleotides long. Lineage: Eukaryota; Fungi; Ascomycota; Sordariomycetes; Hypocreales; Clavicipitaceae. The record is from the annotation of a GenBank genome assembly.